Cololabis saira (Pacific saury) is the source of this 1523-nucleotide messenger RNA. RefSeq names its product transmembrane protein 33 (gene tmem33). Lineage: Eukaryota; Metazoa; Chordata; Actinopteri; Beloniformes; Belonidae. Gene Ontology annotation, biological process: endoplasmic reticulum tubular network organization; membrane organization. The transcript has 8 exons. The record is from RefSeq and is a predicted model, not a curated record. Bases 146 to 895 code for a protein of 249 amino acids. Gene Ontology annotation, cellular component: membrane; endoplasmic reticulum.
CGCAGGGUCAGCUGAUCAUUCACUACCAGUUCAGCUUCACCACCUCGUUCAUUGUUGCAGCUCGGACGGUUUUCUGGAGAAUCCGACGGUGUGACAUUGGUAACGUAAACCGCUCAGCCCCUUAAGAGGAACCACACUGUCAAAGAUGGCUGACACCAACCCAGGAAACCCUCCUCCUCCCCAGCUGGGACCUGUGCAAUUUUUAAUGAGCAACAAGCUGGAAACUGCAAUGUGGCUGUCGCGUCUUUUCACUGUUUACUGCUCAGUAAUGUUUAUUCUACCAAUCUUGGGACCAUAUGCUGCAGCUAAUUUCUAUCAGAGAGCCUUGUUGGCGAAUGCCCUCACCAGUGCGCUUCGUUUACACCAGAGGCUUCCCCGCUUUCAGCUGAGCAGAGCCUUCUUGGCCCAGGCUCUGCAGGAAGACAGCUGCCAUUACCUUCUCUACUCUCUCAUCCUGGUUAAUUCCUACCCUAUCACAAUGAGCAUUUUCCCAGUUUUCCUGUUUUCAUUGCUUCAUGCAACUACCUACACAAAGAAAGUUCUUGAUUCUCUGGGCCCCAACAGCUUAAUGUUCAUCAGGAACCUCCUAGACAAGCUAACAGCCAAUCAGCAGAACAUCCUCAAGUUUAUUGCUUGCAAUGAGAUCUUUCUGAUGCCAGCUACGGUUUUCAUGCUCUUCAGUGGCCAAGGAAGCUUGUUGUUGCCUUUCAUUUACUACCGAUUCCUGACUCUCCGCUACACAUCCAGAAGAAACCCUUACUGCCGUACUUUGUUCACUGAACUGCGGAUUCUCCUGGAGCACUUCAUCAUGAAGCCCGCCUGUCCCGCCUUUUUCAGAAAGAUGUGCCUCAACAGUAUCGCCUUCAUCAGUCGCCUCGCUCCCACAGGGGUGUGAUCACUCUUUAUUUUUGUUAUCUACCCGUUUUUAUUUUUCAGCCAUUCAAUAUGUGACUUAAAUUAUGAUUGGGAAAGACACGGCCGUCAAAGGAAGAAACUUUUUGAAUGUCAACUUUCCUGUCUGAGCUCUGACGUUUCUGUAUAUUUGAGUGCAUUGGAAGAGCGGCCAGUAACGCACUGAAGUCUCGUGAUUUGUUUCAUUACCUCCUUACUGUGACCUCAUUCAAGUGGUGGAUACCUAGUUGAGUUCUCUUCACUUUGUUACGCUUACAAAUGGAGAAUGGCAGACAUCAGCUGUAUUGCUUAUUGGCUGUUUUUGUUUUUCCCUUCAUGUCGUUAUUUAUUCACAAAAAUAGUUUAUUCUAAAAAUUAUCAUUCUCAGAUUAGUCACUUAAUGUGCUUAUACUUAAUUUAUAAUGACCUUUCUUUUAACACUUGUAUGUUUCUUUGCACCUUUCCAUCUUCUCACUUAUCAUGUGCAAAGCAUCUAAUGUUAUGAUUUGUUUAAAUGCCUGACUUUAAAUGUUCUUUAUUGAUGCCAUCUGCUAACUCCUAAACAUUAUAUAAGAUUAGAUCAUUAAGAUGUAAAAGUGGCUGUUUAAAAUGAAAAAAUAUCUGCUGUAUUU